GAGAAGCUUAUAAAUUGCAAAUCCCUGAAUCAGCUGUUCUUUUCUUCCAUCUGUUUCUUUCUUACAAUUCAAUAUUUUGAAGAAGAAGGAAUCAGACCAAACACAGAGACCAAAAACGAAGGAGUUUCUCAUCUAUUACAGAGACCCUUCUCUCCUCUGAACAAACAAGAAGAGAGAACUCAUUCUCUUAACCAUGAUCUCAUUAAAUGGAAGCAGUCUUUUGAGCAACACUGGUAUUAGUACUAGUUUCUCUCAAUCAAGAAGAAAUGUUCCUUCUUCACCUUCAAUAGUAAUGGUGGCUCAAUCUAACAAUAAUCCAAAUCGAAAAGAGAAAAAAAUUGGGGCCGUAUCAAGUAAUGGUAGUACUACUUCUGCUGCUGUUAAUGAAAUCAAAGAAAUAGAUUGCAAAUCUACUAUUGCUUCUGGUGGUGUUCAAGAUUUUUAUGGUGAAGAUCAAGCUACUGAAGAUCAACUUGUUACCCCUUGGACUACUUCUGUUGCUAGUGGGUACUCGUUGUUGAGGGAUCCACACCACAACAAAGGGCUAGCUUUCUCUGAGAAGGAGAGAGAUGCUCAUUACUUACGUGGUCUUCUACCACCAACUGUUGUGUCUCAAGAUAUUCAGGUGAAGAAAAUGAUGCACAAUAUGCGUCAAUAUAAAGUUCCAUUGCAACGAUACAUGGCCAUGAUGGAUCUUCAGAACAUGAACGAAAGGCUUUUCUACAAAGUGCUUAUUAACAAUGUGGAGGAAUUACUACCUGUUGUUUACACCCCAACUGUUGGUGAGGCUUGUCAGAAAUACGGAAGCAUAUUUAGACGCCCUCAGGGUCUUUAUAUCAGUUUAAAAGAGAAGGGUAAGAUUCUUGAGGUGCUCAAGAACUGGCCAGAGAAGAACAUCCAAGUCAUUGUCGUCACUGAUGGUGAACGAAUUUUGGGUCUUGGAGACCUUGGUUGCCAGGGAAUGGGAAUACCUGUUGGGAAACUUGCUCUCUAUACUGCACUAGGAGGAAUUCGACCCUCUGCAUCCUUGCCUGUCACCAUCGAUGUGGGAACUAACAAUGAGGCACUGUUGAAGGACGAUUUCUACAUUGGACUCAGGCAAAAGAGAGCAACUGGCCAGGAAUAUUCUGAGCUUCUAGAUGAAUUCAUGUCCGCUGUCAAACAAGUCUACGGGGAGAAAGUCCUGAUACAGUUUGAAGACUUCGCAAAUCAUAAUGCUUUUGAGCUACUAGCAAAAUACCGAAAAACUCAUCUCGUCUUCAAUGAUGAUAUACAGGGGACAGCAUCUGUUGUCCUUGCAGGAAUUGUUUCAGCCUUGAAGUUAGUUGGUGGGACUUUAGCUGAGCACACGUUUUUGUUUCUUGGUGCUGGAGAGGCUGGUACAGGUAUUGCUGAACUCAUUGCUCUCGAGAUGUCAAAACAGACCAAAGCUCCAAUUGAAGAGACUCGAAAGAAGAUUUGGCUUGUAGACUCCAAGGGAUUGAUUGUGAAGUCUCGCAAAGAAUCACUUCAGCAUUUCAAGGAACCAUGGGCACAUGACCAUGAACCUAUUAGGAAUCUCUUGGAUGCUGUGAAGUCAAUCAAGCCGACUGUACUGAUUGGAUCAUCUGGAGUUGGGCAAACAUUCACAAAAGAGGUCGUUGAGGCCAUGUCUUCCUUUAAUGAGAAACCUGUAAUUCUUGCUCUAUCGAAUCCAACCUCCCAAUCAGAGUGUACAGCCGAACAGGCAUACAGCUGGAGUAAUGGCCGUGCAAUUUUUGCUAGUGGAAGUCCAUUUGAUCCUGUAGAAUUCAAUGACAGAGUGUUUGUGUCUGGCCAGGCCAACAACGCUUACAUAUUCCCUGGAUUUGGUCUGGGUUUGAUCAUGUCAGGUGCCAUCCGUGUUCACGACGACAUGUUAUUAGCAGCAUCCGAGGCUCUAGCAGCAGAGGUGAGCCAAGAAAAUUAUGAUAAUGGUCUAAUUUACCCACCAUUUUCUGAUAUCAGAAAGAUAUCUGCUCAAAUUGCUGCUAAAGUAGCUGCAAAGGCAUAUGAACUUGGUUUGGCAACUCGUCUCCCUCAGCCACUGAAUCUUGUUCAGUAUGCUGAGAGCUGUAUGUACAGCCCAGACUACCGAAGUUACAGGUGAUCCAACUGGUUCAAAGUUUUGUUUUCUUUCAGGGUUUUUACAAACUGUAAGCUUUUUUUUUAUGUCAAGAUAUUUUCAUUCUUUUUUCUCUUGUGUUGUAUUUGAUUUCUCAUAUGAGAAGAAAAAAGUUGGUAGGUUUUGGUUGUAGGAGUCUUGGUAAAUUGGGUAGAACUGGUGUGUGUGGGUGAUUCAAAUUUAAAGUGACUGUAAGAAUAUUAUUGUACGUGAAAUAAUUAUAGUCUGUUAGUCGAUUUAUCAGAAAACUUUGCGGAUUUUGAAA
Messenger RNA from Papaver somniferum (opium poppy), 2408 nucleotides. Its product is annotated as NADP-dependent malic enzyme-like. Gene Ontology annotation, cellular component: chloroplast. Bases 194 to 2128 code for a protein of 644 amino acids. Gene Ontology annotation, molecular function: malate dehydrogenase (decarboxylating) (NAD+) activity; malate dehydrogenase (decarboxylating) (NADP+) activity; NAD binding. Lineage: Eukaryota; Viridiplantae; Streptophyta; Magnoliopsida; Ranunculales; Papaveraceae. The transcript is spliced from 19 exons. The record is from RefSeq and is a predicted model, not a curated record. Gene Ontology annotation, biological process: malate metabolic process; pyruvate metabolic process.